Molecule: messenger RNA, 6247 nt
Organism: Porites evermanni
Lineage: Eukaryota; Metazoa; Cnidaria; Anthozoa; Scleractinia; Poritidae
Source: the annotation of a GenBank genome assembly
AGCGAUUUGCGAUGUAAUAAGUUAAAAACGGUAAGUGCAGAUUUAUUGGAGGGUCCAGGAUACAAGCUUUCAACUUUGUAAGUUGACUCUCACUUUAUAAAAAUCAUAAACGGGUUAUUUGCACAAGCAUACACUAUCUGUAUUUAUUGAUUACAUUUCUUGCGUAGAAUUCUGGAAGGUUACUGGCCGACUGCACACUGUCUGAUGGCAUAAACUGUUUGAUUUUGUUUGGUAAAUUAGUAUUUGACUCGUCUGCAUUUUACAAAGAAAUUUGAUUUAACUCUAAGUUUAGUUAUAUUUGUCUCAUCGAUCUUUGAUUUCAAAGUAUAUUUCGACUUAUUUGCGUCGAUAUUUGGACAUUAAAAUGAUGGCAAAAUUUCUUUUGGUCUGUCUCUUGCACGCGAUUUUGCAAAAAAAGUCCAUCAGAAAUGCAGGUCAAAAGUUGAAAAUUUUGGCCUCUUUUCUAUAGUCUAUAUUUAACAAUUAUUCUGCGUACGGGCGUCGGAUAUGAGUUGACUAUAAUUAUCUCAUAUCCAACAAACGCGAGUGUAAUAAUUGUUUUAUUAAGAACGCCCCCAAAAUAUCGAUCAAUUUUGUUAUAACAUGCAGACCGAAAGAGACGAGCGACUUGUGGCGGGUGUGCAUAUAAUAUAUGCAUACCCGCUGCGAUGGAAUAGCGGGGGAGGGCUCGAUGAGUUCUUCAUACAGUCUUCAGAUAUUUCGUUAUGCGCAGACCUUUCCCUUCAGUCGUUGUUUCGUGACGCAUUACAUGAAGUAAUUUUGAGAAGGUAAACCAACUUGUGUAACCAAUCGAUAUUUAUGCUUCUCGUUCCUUUAGAUAGUAAUUAUUGAGUCAGUUAUUGCUUUUGGAGUAUCGCUUGGGUGAGCUCUGUUUGCUGGGAUACCAGAUAAUGACAAUUCGAGUUUGGGAUAAAUUUGGCCACAAAAGUGGCCGUUUAUUUAAUUUAAACAUAUAAAGCUAGGGAAAUCCGGAUACACAAGAAGAUUAUCCCAGCAAAGGUUAGGGCAUACCCGCCACAGCCCGGAGCAAGGAACGAGUGACAGGGCUGCCCCACCACAGGCCAAAGCAAGAGAACCGCCAAUAGAAAACCUUAGUACUCUGAAACCAAAAUGUACAAAUACUAUUGAAGGAGCCCUGCUUUCACAGCCACAAUACAUUUUACCAAACACCAACUCUGAGUCACUAGAGUAAAGUGAUGAAAUCAAGCCUCUGCAUGCUCAGACAGUCACAUUUGAUAAGAUUUACACAAAAUCCUAGUUACCAAGAUGGAUCAGUGUUACCAAGAAGGAUGUACAAGGGCAAAUCAACGAAUGAGGUGGCUGUAUGGCCCUUGCUCACACAGUCACGUUGGAUUAGACUUAGCACUAAAUCCUAGUUACCAAAAUGGAUCAAUGUUUUCAAAAAGAAAGUACAAGUUCGGUCAAGUUCGAAUGAAAGAAAUGGCAGGAUGGCCCCUGCUAACAUGGUCAGCUUGGAUUAUACUUGGCACAAAAUCUUAGUCAACCUGCCUAGUUAUGAAGAUUGAUCAAUGUUUACAAAAGGAAUUUACAGUGCACGAGGUCGAAUAAAUGAGAUGGCAACAUGCUCUUGUUAACACAGUCACCUGGGAUUAUACUUAGGACUAAACCCUAUCUAUGAAGAUGGAUCAAUGUUUUCAAAGGAAAUGUACAAGGUUAAAUCAAUGAGAUGGCUGUGUGGCCCCUUUACACACAGUCAUAUUGGAAUAUAAUUAUCAUAAGGUCUGAAUUGCCAUAGCUAUGAGUUGUUUGAGGCAGGACUAAGAUAAAAAAGGAUAAGCACAAAAUUAAAUUAACAUCUGAAUGCUUACCAAGCAAAUGCCUGUACAAAUGUAAAUUCUUUUUGCCUACAAUUUGAUGAGUGGACACUCUUAACAACUAACAAUUAAUAAUUGACAGUGAAAAUAUGUUUGAACGAAAGAAAAAAUAAUCCGAAUUAAAGUUUAAUCCUGGAUUAGCGAUUUUUGGCAUUCAAACAACUGCAUGGACCCGUAAUAGAACUGAUUAAAUGUGAAAAUCGUUGAGAUGGCUCUAUGGCCCCUGCCUACACACUUACCUUAAAUUUAAGUUAUAACAAGGUCUUGUCAUAGCUCAGUGACGUAAUGAACUGAUUAAAUUAGAAAAUCUGUGAGAUGACUGUAUGGCCCUUGCUCACACACAGUCACCCUGAAACUUAUCAAAAGUCUGAAAUAACUCAUUGAUGUAACUGAUUCAAGUGAAAAUCAGUGAGGUGGCUGAAUGGCCCCUGCUCACACAGUCACCUUGAAACUGUACACUUAUAUCACAAAAGCAGAAAUCACCAUCUGGAGAUGAGUUAGGCAACUGACAGAUGAAUAAAGUAAAAAAUUAAUAUCAUAGGAGGACCGGGUGGCCCUGACUUACGGUGACUCACAGUGACUCAGAGCUAAAACAACGGUUUUACAUUUGAUAAAGCUGCCAACCAAUUUCGUGACACCAAGCUUAAAUACCCGGAGGUCCGAACGUUUUAUCCUUUUUCCUCGGAGAUCACGUUGCUUCGACGGUGUCCAGCUGCAUGGCAUGGUUAGGAAAGAUCCACCGAGUUUAUCACUCCUUAGUUUUCAGCAAGCUAUGUUACUGUUGUAAAUGUCUGGAGCAGCACCUCAGAGCACAACUUGAAUAGGAUCGAAGCUGCGCAAAACCGCCACAGGACAAAGAACCUUCUAUUUCAGAACAUUAAACUUUGGAACUCACUGGACCCUGCUCUUAAGUUCAAACCGACCUUAAAGGAAUUUAAGCGUUGUCUAAAGAAAAACUUAAUCUCAAUUUUUUUAAGUGACUAGGACAUUAUUCACUCAUUUUUACCAAGUUAUCAAUGCACACAGUUUUUAAUAGUUUCAGUCACCAACUUUUCUUGUUCAUAGGCUCUGCUUGUAUUAGACAUUAACUAUUAAUUUUACCUUUAUUCUGAAAAGCCCUCCUGGGCCGAAUUAAGGACAUAUGUAUGUAUUUAUGCAUAUGCAGUGGGGAAGAUAGUGCUUCGAUAUACUAUAUAUCACGGCUUAAUCAAAUGAAGCCCGUUCUCUUUGCCGAUUUAUCUUAAGGAAAUAUGGUAGUGCGACCCUAUUAGGCGGGAAAAGACAAAUCCUUUUAUCGACAAUUAACAUCUCUUCGUUAAAUUACAUCUUCACGUUAAUUUUAAUAGCCUUUUAUCUCAGGGACUGGAUAAGUGGGACCCUUGCUUGCCUGAUCAUGAACGUUUCGAUUAAAAAUGCUAGUUGGAAAGGAUACAUGUUAUUUAAGUAUAUAAACAGAUUUUGGAACUUAUCGGUGACACGUUUUAGCCUUAUAAUAAGUAACAAAGAUAUGAGAUACCCUGGGAUCUAGCUCUCUCGCCAGUCUGAGCUCGACCUGUCUGAGAAAAGUGAAAACAACAAGAUCACCUCUAGCCCUCCCUCUUCCUCUCUAUUUUUCUCUCCGUGACGUUUAACAGAAAUUUAAAAAAGAAAAAUCUGUUGUUUUAAAAAAGUUCAAUAGUUUACAUCGGUUUGAGCCUCUAACGAUCUUUCCGGGGUAGGAAAAAAAAAAAGGCUGAUCGAAAUAGAGUCCAUUAACAACGAGACAAGACACGCAAUUGACACGCGUAAAAAGCAUUAUUGGCGACUAGUGCACGAUUGAAAACUUCCAUUUUUUACCCCUAACGAGUAAGAUUUUUGGCUGUUUUAUGGCUAACGGUUAUAUCAUCGAAACCCUCUUAAAACUGUUUAUUACCUUGACCACGGGUUACCCAGCAACAUAAGAAAUGAGCAACGAACCACAACAGAAAGAUAAUUUAUAUUCUGCACUUCAAGCAAAUAAACCAAAACUGGAUCAUCCCAACCGAGGACGACCUAACCUUUUAAGUAAUAAAGUUCUUUUUGCCACUCGACUAUUGCACACUCACCACAUGUAUGCCUAUAGGGCGGACCUAUUUUUUCACCUGACACUCCUAUCAUAACUGUCACAUAUAUUUAAGACUCGCAUCGGCCAGAAAAAAAACUACCAUCGAAAAUUUCACUAACGACUGUCUUUAGUCGACCUUGUCUUCGAAUAACGGCGGCCAUCAUCUUGCGGCUCGCAGUGAGAGAUGCAAGACCAGCGAAACGUAGACGGGAUUUAUAGGCACAAGCAACAAACACUGUCGGCUUAGUAGCGUCGUCCUGAUCAUUUGUAAGGUGUUUUAAAAGAAGUUAACGCGUCAGCGUCUUUUACUUGUUUUUAUGCUUACGUUGCACAAGUAAAUUAGUCUUUAUUGAAGGGUGGAAUAGAAGUUGAACUCGAGAAAUCAAAAUUUUCAUUCAUUUUUUCUCUGGAACAUUUUAAUCAUUACUAUUUUUGCUGUUCCUUUUCUAACAGAGACCUGUCUACGAAUGAACUUUUUAGCAUACCUGAUGGCACUUUCGUGCAUUUCAGUGGUCUCGGUACAUUGUAAGUACUACCAGGAAACGAUUUGUGGAAACCUAUUUUAGGACUGACCUCAUUUUAGUAAUAAGUCAUAAGGAAUAUGUUACAAGAGUCGAAAAAAGUAAUUUCCACUGAGACAGACUUCUUUUGCUUUCUUUAUCCCUAGACAUUCGACUUUUAUAAUCAACUUGCCUAGGAAAAAACCUCACAGCCCGCACAAAGUUUUUCACUGUCACUUGAUUAGCAAUUACGUUAUCUCACACAUUUCCCGACUUUAAAGAAAUGUCGUCCGAUACAUAUUUUCAUAGCGGAGCUCGGCACGCGCGCGAACGUAGCCCCAUACCUAGCAAAAUGUGGUAAUCUACCCACUCAAGAAUUUUUGGUAAUCACGUGAUCGUACGCCCGUCCGCUUGUCCGCCCGCCGUGAGUCCGCACCACAGGCAUACCAAUGUAAAAUAACUCACUUAACAGGUGUGGCAACCCAAAUGCAACUCAAUCUUGUUUUGGCUUGAAAUCGCAUAGCCAUCCGCGUCUUGUGAGGCUGAGACAACUAAAGAGUCAAUAAAGACGAAAACGGAAAGCGGAAAUUGUUUCUGUAUCCAUGUUGUCUAAAGUAUUAAGCUUAGAUUAAUUGUCAUGUCCACAAAUUUGGAAUAUAGAGAAACAGAAAGACAGAGAAAAAGAGAAAAUAGGCGAAGGGCCAGCGAGGCUCAACGAGAAAAAGAGCGACGGAGAGCAAGAGCGAGAGAUAAGGAGCCAUUUUUUGUUGGUAGAGCAACAUGAAUUUGUAGCGGCGGUGAGAAAAUGAGAAAAUGCUAGCGGUCACCAAAGAAAAAAUGAGCGGCAGUGAAAAAGUGAGCAAGAACAUGUACAACAUUUCUUCAAUAAAAUGCGUAGCCAGGAAGUUUCUGGACGUUUCACGUUGUAGUCGUGCAAAACAACGGCAGAGAAAUGUACAAAAAAAAGAAGUGUUCUGCAUGGGCAAAGUUGUUUUUUUUGUGCUUAUGAGACCUAUUGUUGUUUUUUCACAGUUCUAGUUGCCUUCGCCCCUUAGCUUUACACGAUUUUAUAUUUAGUUUGGGAAAACUAUAAAUAUUACCGAGAGCUUCGCUUUUAGUCCUGGCUAAAUCUAUAUAUUAUUUUUUGCAUGUUUAAAACAAGAUCGAUGAAAAUAGUUCAUAAAUCCACAUGUUACACUGGCAUCAUCUGCAUAGGCCAUUGUGCCGAAGAACCAUAAGACGGUGGUGGGCAAAAAGGGUACGUUGGGAUCAUCUCUUGCGGAUGAGGUGGGUAAUACCAGCCAGUGUUAGGGUUCACAACGGCCUGGGUAUUACAAAUAGCUGGCUGUCCUAAUCUGUGGCAUGUAAACAUCAAUGGUAAGUGUCGAACAUAUUGUAUUAAAGCGUUGUUAUUUCGACUGUGGUUCGGGUUCUGGUUUCAAUUGUGGCCGUGAUGAUGCUCUUUUAGUAGGUGUGGUUGCUAUUGCAGCUCGUGGUCUGUAUUUGCUUUCCUCAGAUAGCAUCUCCUGAGAAAUGUUGGACCUUGUUGCUGCCAAAUGGUGAAAUCACAGUGCUGGGACCCUUUUGAUUCGUUGUCAUCAAAAUCAACAGAGUUAAACUGUACAUGGCCUUCCGUAGUAGAAAUUGGUCAGGCCACUCAGCCGGCUUUGGUUAGCAGGUUGGGAUUUUAGAAUAAUCGCUUUUGCUGUCACUGCUGAUCUGUGAUACUCUGUGCGCUUUCACUGAAAUCUUGGCAGUGCUCCAAGUUCUGUAACCCGCCCGACUGUUCUGCUGUUUGCGUUAUGGGG